This is a messenger RNA of Anopheles stephensi (Asian malaria mosquito), 2785 nucleotides long. Its product is annotated as zinc finger protein 37. The record is from RefSeq and is a predicted model, not a curated record. Bases 168 to 1592 code for a protein of 474 amino acids. Gene Ontology annotation, molecular function: RNA polymerase II cis-regulatory region sequence-specific DNA binding; chromatin insulator sequence binding; DNA-binding transcription factor activity, RNA polymerase II-specific. Lineage: Eukaryota; Metazoa; Arthropoda; Insecta; Diptera; Culicidae. The transcript has 4 exons. Gene Ontology annotation, biological process: regulation of transcription by RNA polymerase II. Gene Ontology annotation, cellular component: chromosome; nucleus.
AAUACAACACGGACGCACAGUCCGUGCUAACGAUCGGCUGGUCCUCCGGUCGCAUCGAGUACUAUCCUUUGUAGUGUACGCGCCUGGCAUGACGAAGGGAAGGAAAGUUAUACUAAUGUGUGCUGAUGAAAAGUCUGGCGGCUUGAAGAAAACUCAUCGUUGCCCCAAUGGAUGCGGACGUUUUAUCUGCGCCGCAAGCUUCCGAAGAACGCCAGAAAGGCAAAUGGAAGUACUAUGCCGACAAUUUUAACCACUUGUGCCGGCUCUGUUUGUCCCAGGAAAGGUUGGUCGCCAUCUACUACAAUGUGCAGGGACGGAAUGCAUACUACAUACGAAAUUUCGUAAAACUGGCCCUUGAUUUGCUUAAGAUAAAGCAGAUCAAUAAGCACGAUGCGCUGCCGAACUUUCUGUGUGAAAAGUGCGAAAGAAAUCUGAACAUUAUAACAAAUUUUAAGCGAAAAUGUGACGAAUCGAUGAAGCUGUUGAAUGGAAUUCGCGAAAGCCGAUCGAGGCGAGAUCAGCUUGAUACACCAGCGAAGGCCAAACGAAGAAGGAAGGCUCCUACCAAACGAGUCAAACAGGAUUGUGCUGAUAUUUUAAAGAAGCUACCGCAGGAAAUUCACGUCGAAAAAAAGGCUGUGAGUCAAAAUCGGGAAGUUGGCCACGAUAGUACCGAUAUUGCAGCCAGCAGGGAGCUUACAGAAGAACUGCAAAAUGAUAGGCUUUUGGGAAGUACGAAGGAAGACGAACUACUAAAAGAAACCCAACCUCCAGAACAAUUGAGCAACAACCUACAAGCUGCUCACUCGGACGAGGAAAUAGAAUUCAUCACGAUGGACGAUUAUUUCGAAGUACAGGAAGAAACGGAGUACGUCAUAGACACCACCCAUAUCAUCCAGCGCAAAGGUGACCCAUCCGGCGAUGGUGCAACAGCCAAAGAAACGAAAAAACCACUCCCGAAAGAGAAGAUCGUGUGUUCCGUGUGUGGCACGAAAGUGAACAACAUCAAAUCGCACAUGGUCAUCCAUUCGGCUCGGGCACACAAAUGUGACCAGUGUCCGAAAAGUUUCACCUCACGCAACAAGCUACAAUCGCACAUCAACGGUGUACAUCUGCGAAAGCGUGACUUUAAGUGCGACAUUUGCAACAAAGCGUUCCUGGAGAAGAACAAUUUGAAAGGCCACUUGCGGAUACACAGCGGCGAACGGAAGUACGCGUGCAAUCUGUGCCCGAAAACGUUCCUGUUUGCGGGGACGUUACGCUGCCACAUGCUAACCCAUACGCAGGAGAAACGGCACGAAUGUGAGGUGUGUGGCAAGCUGUUCCUGUUGCGCACGACGCUUAACAAACAUUUGCGGGUACAUUCCGAUGAAAAGCCACACAGCUGCAGCGUGUGCGCUAAGCGGUUCCGGACGACGACCCAUAUGGUGGUCCACAUGCGUACGCACACGGGCGAGAAGCCGCUCAGCUGUCGCAUCUGUGGCAUGAGCUUUGCGCAUCACAAGGGCCGAAGUGUGCACAUGAAGACAAAGCACGCACAGGAGCUGGUUGAGCAGGGAUUGAUCGACGAUAAGGGUCAUUUGAAGUGUUAGCCAAUAUCAGCUACGGAAUAGUUUUACAAACCAAUCCCAAAUCUGAGUAGAUGUGGGCACCAUUGAUCUGAAAGGCUGCUAUCUUUUCACGGGUCAAACGAGCUUCUACUUCCCAAGUAAGUAAGUGUGAAGUGUGAGAAAGGUUUACUAAGCGGGAUCUCAGCAAAUAUAGGACAAUGUCCCUCUAUGAGAAUAGGGAUCUCCCUUUAAUUCUCGAAUGAACUAUAUGAGAAUCAAUGGGACGUGUCCUGAGAAGUAGAGGAGUGCUGCUACCUUGCCACGAUCGUGGCUUAGGAUAACAAGUUAAAUAGCAAACUCCUUCUCUUGGCUUGUACAGCAGAUAGUCGAAUAGUCGGUUCUUCAUACUGGUAAACUUUGGAAUUGGUUAACUCCUGUGGACCAUGUCGAAUCCCGGUCCGGAUCAUCCCUGAAAUACCUGAGUAUCCAGCUACGGGAAAAAUCAAGUCAAGGAAGCUAGAUAUGGCAGGCCAAAACCUCCAGAGCUUGAAAAGUGGCAAUGUAGAAGUAGUAGAUGAUGAAGAAGAAAAUCGGACGCCAUCUUUGAGCGUCGAGUGCUAAGGACUUCCCGCAUCGUCAGAAUGUGUGUGUGUGUGUGUGUGUGUGUGUGUGUGUGUGUGUGUGUAUGGUGUGUACCUUCCAUGUUGGUAGCUGGAAAGUCACUAGGAUGUGAAUUAUGAGGCAAAAGGUGCACAUCGAGCUAGCUAGCUGAAUCUAUUGAAGGGCUAUGGCCUCCAUGGGCCUAGGUUUCCUGUAAGCGGAUCGCGGAAGAAGAGUGGACCAAGACAAAGAAAAUUCAUCGUAGGAUAGCAAUUAAUGGCCAGAAGAGUAAUUGUUUCGAGUCCUUGACGAAUAUCCCUUAACCCUGCCAUAGACAGAACAACAUUCAAGUUAAAACUGCCGUGCGAUAUUCCAGCCAGACAACUUGUUCCCUUUCCGCAUCUCUCUUGCCACACAAAGAACCGUUUGUGGUAAUUAAAAAGUUACACACCUAUUAGAAAUAAAAGAAGAAGCGCAAGAAGCUAAGCUUGCAUGCAGAAUUGGAUGAAUAAAAUCCAUUUCGGCGAGCAAGAAAAAAAAAAGACACGGUCCACUUGCACCUACCAAUACGACGACGGUAGUAAAGAAAAGAGCAAAACAAACAUAGAAAUAACACAAUACGCACACAACCACAA